AUGAUCCGAUCUGAAAAAUUUAAAAAAAAAAAAAAAAAAAAAAAAAAAACGCUCCAAGCUGUACCAGUGAAAUAUAAUGCUCAAACUAAUACUGGAAGUAGUACUGGAACUACAGCUAAGUGUACAUUAUAUUGGCAGGUCUGGCAGGUCUGGCAAGUUUCGGUAUCGUAUGGUAGCAGUAUCGGAGCAGAUAUGAGCUGGUUGUAUUUUGAGAGUGUUCCACGGUGGGUGUGGUGGCUGCUAGCGGUGUAUGUGGCUACACCCUUUGUAGUGUAUGUGGUGCAACCUUAUUUGUUUUAUGCGGGCAAAAGCACGAAGAAGCGGAUUAUGAUUCUUGUGCUUGGGGAUUUGGGCCAUUCGCCACGUAUCCUGUACCAUGCGCGGAGUUUCAGCGAGGCUGGGUUCCAAGUGGAGCUGUGUGGGUACGUUGAUUCAGAUAUUCCGAAGGACAUUUUGGCGGAGGAUGCGAUCGAGUUGCAUGCUUUGAAGAAGUGCAGCACGUUCAGGGGCGGGCUAAUUGGGAAGGCGCUUGUGCAGGGGGUGCAGUUGUGUCUGAUGUUUUGGGAGAUGCGCGGUGUGGACUAUAUUUUGCUGCAGAAUCCGCCCACUAUUCCUGUUUUGCCCAUCGCUGUUGUUGUGAAGACGUUCACGAGAGCGAAGUUGAUCAUCGACUGGCACAAUUUGGGGUACUCAAUCUUGCAGAUGAAGUUCAAUGGGAACUUCUGGCAUCCGUUGUACGUUGUGGCGUACGUGAUCGAGCGGGUGUUCAGCAGGUUUGCCAAUUACCAUCUCACGGUUACUGCGGCGAUGCGCACGUAUUUGAUUAGCAAGUUCGGGAUAAAUGCUUCCAAGAUUGCUGUGUUGUACGAUAGGCCUGGGUCGCAGUUCAGGCCGCUUAAAGAUGGCGAUGGUGUCGAGGCCCGUGCAGAACUGCUCAGGGAGCCCUUCAUUGAGAAGCUCGUUCCUCCUGAGUUCGACCCGGCUAAGGACAAGAUAUUCGUCACGUCAACGUCUUUCACGCCAGAUGAAGACAUAUCGGUGCUCAUUGGCGCACUAAAGAUUUACGAGAACUCGUACCGCAAGUUCGAUCACACUUUGCCCCGUAUUUUGUGCUUUAUCACAGGUAAGGGCCCCAUGAAGGACAAAAUCGUCAAGCAAGUGGAAGACUACAAGUGGGACCGCGUCCACAUCGAGUUUGUGUGGUUGAGCUCAGAAGAUUAUCCGAAAUUGCUACGUUUAUGUGACUACGGAGUGUCGCUACAUACUUCUAGCUCUGGACUCGACUUGCCCAUGAAAAUCCUCGAUAUGUUCGGUUCGGGACUCCCAGUUAUCUGUAUGAACUACCCGGUGCUCGACGAAUUGGUCCAACAAAACGUCAACGGGUUGAAGUUUGCUGAUAGAAGAGAACUACAUGAAGCCCUCAUUUUCGCAGUCAAAGACGAAAAAGUUCAGAAGCAAAUUAAAGAAGGUGCGCUCCAAGAAAGCAAGAGUAGGUGGGAACAGAGUUGGGAAUCCGCCCUCAGCCAACUAAAAAUCAUUCACAAGUGA
Molecule: messenger RNA, 1548 nt
Organism: Kluyveromyces marxianus DMKU3-1042
Lineage: Eukaryota; Fungi; Ascomycota; Saccharomycetes; Saccharomycetales; Saccharomycetaceae
Gene: ALG1
Product: chitobiosyldiphosphodolichol beta-1,4 mannosyltransferase
Exons: 1
Coding region: 1-1548 (515 amino acids)
Cellular component (GO): endoplasmic reticulum
Molecular function (GO): mannosyltransferase activity
Source: RefSeq, a predicted model, not a curated record